AUGGCCUUCCCUUUCGAUCUCGCACACCAGCCAUUAUCCUCGGCCUCGUCAUCCUCAUCUCUUGUGAUUCCCGAGACGCAAAAGACAACACUAUGGAUGGGUGAACUAGAGCCAUGGAUGGAUGAGCAGUAUCUCCGGCAAUUGUGGUUCAAUUUGAACGAAACGGUCAUGGUGAAAGUGAUCCGGGACAAAGUUACUGGAGCCAGUGCUGGGUACGCCUUUGUUGAUUUCGGAUCAACUAUGAAUGCGCAGCGAGCCCUGAAUACUUUCAACGGGACCAUUAUUCCAAACACUCACAAGCAGUUUAAAUUGAACUGGGCAUCUGGUGGUGGUCUUAUUGAUCGACGUGAGGAUCGACAACCCGAAUAUUCCAUCUUUGUUGGUGACUUGAGCCCUGAAUGUACCGAACUUGGUCUCUUGGGUGUCUUUCAAGCACAUUAUCGCUCGUGUAAAUCUGCAAAGAUUAUGACGGAUCCAAGGACAGGAUUGACUCGAGGAUAUGGAUUUGUACGAUUCUCGGAUCAAAAUGAUCAACAGCGUGCGUUGAUGGAGAUGCAAGGUUACAUCAUCGGUUCUCGUCCUAUUCGUGUCUCAGUAGCAACCCCAAAGAAUCGUUCACAUUCAUCGAUUUCCUCGCCUCCAACGAGAUCACCACGACAACAACCAGCUUCAGUACUUCCUGAUCCCAGCAACACCACUGUAUUUGUUGGCGGUUUAUCAGCUCCUAUUCGCGAAGAUGAAUUGCGACAAUAUUUCAGUCCAUUUGGUGAUAUUAUGCAGGUCAAGAUUCCACCUGGAAAGGGUUGUGGUUUUGUUCAAUAUGUUCAUAGACAAUCAGCUGAACUUGCUAUCCAACAAAUGAAUGGUUAUCAAAUCGGCAAUUCCAGAAUUCGCUUGUCCUGGGGUCGUUCGCAGAGUGAUUGUGCAAACAAGUUACUUCAACAGCAACAGCAAUUGGCACUCAAUGCUCAACACAGCGUAUUGACUCCUCCAACUAUGCCAAUGGGAUUGACUCGACCACCUCUUUACCCACCACAAACACAGCCAUUGAGAAAUGUUGCACCCUACGCAGGUCUUCGUUAUGCAUCACCACCAACGAUGCCUCAAAGCCCAAACCAGCCUCAAUCCCUUUCAGCCAAUUUGGACAUGAGCCUUCUAUCUAAUCCACCUACGACCACGUUACGUACACCGUUCGCUCAGCUAGAUCAAUACGCGACCAAUGAUCCUCUUGAUCUUGUGGCCGAAGAGGAUGUUCUUUCAACUGCAAGGUUGUUUCUAGACAAAAAAGCCAACAAUGCAGCAGCAGCAGCCUGGAGACUCAACCAGGUGUAUGCCCAGUAA
Molecule: messenger RNA, 1341 nt
Organism: Lichtheimia ornata
Lineage: Eukaryota; Fungi; Mucoromycota; Mucoromycetes; Mucorales; Lichtheimiaceae
Exons: 6
Coding region: 1-1341 (446 amino acids)
Biological process (GO): mRNA splice site recognition
Cellular component (GO): cytosol
Molecular function (GO): mRNA binding
Source: RefSeq, a predicted model, not a curated record